AUGGCACCUGUGUUCUGGUCAGCAGGUGCUCUAAGCAGGAAGGAGCCUGACAGCAGCAGGUGCUUUGUCAUGGUGUACGGCAGAGUUCUUCACCAGGCUGAUGGUUGCUUCAUUAACGUCAACGUUGGAGGAUUUAGGCGGCGCAUGCCUCACUCUGUCCUGAGGAGAUUGCCACAGACCCGCCUCGCCCGCCUCCUGCACUGCUCCUCCAGAGCAGCCAUUUUGGAGCUCUGUGACGACUUCAGCUCCUCUGAAAACGAGUUCUACUUUGACCGCAGCCCAAUCAUUUUCUGCUCCAUUCAUAACUUCUACCUCACAGGGAAGCUCCACCUGGUCGACGGGUUGUGCAUGGCCUCAUUUUUCCAGGAGCUCGAGUACUGGGGAAUCAAGGACCCCCACCUGGAUUUGUGUUGCAGCAACAGAUUUCAGGAGCUGAUGCAGAAAAUAUAUUUGGAUGAUCAGCACCGCCAAAGCUCAGGCUCCUCAGCUGAGAAUCUUUCAGCUUUAGAGGACGAGUUGGAAGAGUUUGAAGGCUCCUGGUGUUCAAACGUUCGCAGGAAUAUCUGGAUUCGUGUCGAGAAUCCCAGUUACUCCAUCUCAGCCAAAGUGAUGGCUGUGGUGUCUGUGAGUGCUGUGGUUGUGUCUAUUGUUUCCAUGUGCUUGAACAGCAUGCCAGACUUUCAUCAGUGGGACUCUGAUGAAAAGCGCAUAGAAAACCCUCUGCUGGUCCUGCUGGAAAACAUCUGCAUCCUUCUGUUCUCUGCAGAGUUCAUUCUUCGUUUGGUCGUUGCUCCUUCAGCCAAGAAGUUCUUGAGCAGCGCUCUGAACAUCAUCGAUUUUUUGUCCAUCUUUCCCUUCUAUGUGACUUUAAUCUGUGACAACACAAAGAAAGACGGGAAUAAAGAGCUGGAGAAUGUCGGCAAAGUGGUCCAAAUCUUGAGGCUGACCCGAGUGUUUUGUGUUUUGAAGUUGGCCCGUCACUCAGCUGGACUCCGCUCUCUCGGCUCCACACUGAGGCACAGCUCAAGGGAGAUGGGACAACUGCUGCUCUUCUUAUCUUUGGGGGUUUCUCUGUUUUCUGCUCUUAUUUACUUCGUGGAGAGCGAGUCCAAAGAGUCACAGCUGCAGACCAUCCCUGUGGGCUGGUGGUGGGCCACCAUCAGUAUGACCACUGUGGGCUACGGUGAUACAAUCCCAGUUACCGUAGCUGGGAGGCUGAUAGGAACCCUGUGCAUCGUCUGUGGGCUGCUUAUUGUUGCUCUUCCUAUUACUAACAUCUUCAACAAGUUUUCCAAGCUUCAUCAGAGGCAGAGAUGA
Molecule: messenger RNA, 1317 nt
Organism: Poeciliopsis prolifica (blackstripe livebearer)
Lineage: Eukaryota; Metazoa; Chordata; Actinopteri; Cyprinodontiformes; Poeciliidae
Product: potassium voltage-gated channel subfamily S member 3-like
Exons: 1
Coding region: 1-1317 (438 amino acids)
Biological process (GO): potassium ion transmembrane transport; protein homooligomerization
Cellular component (GO): voltage-gated potassium channel complex; membrane
Molecular function (GO): voltage-gated potassium channel activity
Source: RefSeq, a predicted model, not a curated record